CCGCCCUUAGCGCCCAGAGCUCCCGAGACCAGCGCUUGGCUGUCCAAAGGGCUGAGGCACGCCAGCAGCGGCCAGGCGCUCCCCAGCAGCCAGCGCGGAGCCAGCGCGCAGCUGCUUCGGCAUGUGAGCGGAGUUUCCCGGGCAUCAACCCCGAGCUAUGUACUCCGGGAACAGCAGCAAGAGCAGCAGUCUGGAGCCGACGCCGGGGGAGGAGGAGUCGGAGCAGCAGCAGGUGGCGGCGGCGCCCUUCAGCGGCGGUACCUACGAGCUGCUGGCCCUGCUGAUCGCCACCAUCGGCGUGCUGGGCUUGUGCAACAACCUGCUGGUGCUGGUCCUUUACGCCAAGUUCAAGCGGCUCCGCACGCCCACCCACCUCUUCCUGGUCAAUAUCAGCCUCAGCGACCUACUCGUGUCGCUCUUCGGCGUCAGCUUCACCUUCCUCUCCUGCCUCCGGAACCGCUGGGUUUGGGAUGCCGCUGGCUGCGUGUGGGACGGCUUCAGCAACAGCCUCUUCGGAAUUGUUUCAAUUAUGACUCUCACUGUCUUGGCCUAUGAACGGUACAUUAGAGUAGUCCAUGCAAGAGUGAUUGAUUUCUCAUGGUCUUGGAGGGCAAUCACAUACAUCUGGCUAUAUUCCUUAGCUUGGACAGGAGCACCUCUCCUAGGCUGGAACCAUUACACACUAGAAAUUCAUGGAUUAGGUUGUUCAGUGGACUGGAGGUCAAAAGAGCCCAACGAUACUUCCUUUGUCCUCUUUUUCUUUCUUGGUUGUCUUGUGGCACCAGUUGGGAUCAUGGCCUACUGCUACGGACAUAUUCUUUACACAAUACGAAUGCUUCGUUGUGUUGAAGAUUUGCACACUGUCCAAGUGAUCAAGAUCCUAAGAUACGAAAAGAAAGUGGCUAAAAUGUGUUUUUUAAUGAUAGCCACAUUUCUUAUCUGUUGGAUGCCUUAUGCAGUAGUCUCUCUUUUAAUAGCCUAUGGGUAUGGCCACCUUAUAACUCCAACAGUGGCUAUUGUUCCAUCUUUCUUUGCUAAAUCAAGCACUGCCUACAAUCCAAUUAUCUAUAUCUUCAUGAGCAGUAAGUUUCGGCGAUGCCUUCUGCAGCUCUUCUGUGUCCGUCUCCUGAGAUUCCAGAGGAACUUGAAAGAAAGACCAGCGGUAGGGAAGGAGAAACCGAUAAGGCCCAUCGUCAUGUCCCAGAAGGCAGGAGAUAGGCCAAAGAAGAAAGUGACUUUUAGCUCUUCCUCGAUCAUUUUUAUCAUCACCAGUGAUGACACACAGCAAGGAGACAACCGUACGAAAUACACUGGCACAAAAAUAAAUGUGAUCCAAGUGAAGCCACUAUAGCAGCUGUUGGGUUUUGAGUGGACUUCUGCAAACCAAACUCUUUUCAGGUUUCAAGAUGAUCUUUGUAACACCAUUAGGAAAACAAGCUCCACCUUUCAGAAGUGAAACACAAUAAUUCAGUGACUGGAAGCUCUGUGGCAUGUUAAUUGUUGUUACAGUGCUGAAAUGAUGCCAUGUAGCUGAAGGAUGGAUUUUUUUUACUUAGAAUAUUUAUUUUUCCAUAUCAUGACUUGAUUACUUAGUUAGCACUUGCUAUGCUGUACACAGACCAGGGAAAUAAAGGAGCCAUAGUUCCUUCACAUAGCCUUACUGAUUUAUUUAGUUUGAAGCAAUUUUUAUGCUACAUUUUAAUACAGUGCGAUUACACAAGCUAGUUCAGGCCUGUGUAAGUACAGCCUCAAGCACUUGUCUUGAUUCACUGCCGGGGUACAUGUGAUGGGUAUUUUUUGUAGGACAAGCUUCUCCCUUAUGCAAAAAAAGGUGUCUGCUCAAAAGCAAACUGGCUCCUAUAGAAAACUGUGCCUUGGCAUUGUGGCAUCCCUCCCUCCCCCAUAAAAAUU
Messenger RNA from Rhineura floridana, 1911 nucleotides. It is a transcript of the gene OPN3, whose product is annotated as opsin 3. Gene Ontology annotation, cellular component: photoreceptor outer segment; membrane. The transcript has 4 exons. Gene Ontology annotation, biological process: G protein-coupled receptor signaling pathway. The coding region runs from base 158 to 1351 and encodes 397 amino acids. Gene Ontology annotation, molecular function: G protein-coupled receptor activity. The record is from RefSeq and is a predicted model, not a curated record. Lineage: Eukaryota; Metazoa; Chordata; Lepidosauria; Squamata; Rhineuridae.